AUGAUCCUGGGAGCAUGAACGGGGCUAUCUUGUUACCUUGCAGUAGCAUCAACUAAGCCUAACUCUAGCAAGUCCAAUGGCUCCUCUGCAAUCAGACACGGUUUAUAUUGUCCAACCGGCGGUUUUUUCCCUUCAGAUGAUGGUUCGUACCUUGUUGCCAGUAUGGAAUGUGUUGGAACGAAGCUGAUGCUUGCACUCGAAAUUGGCAUUCUUGACACAAUUGGGAUUGAUCUGGUUGCGAUGAGUGUCAAUGAUGUUGUUACUUCGGGGACAAAGCCUUUGGGUUUCCUUGAUUACUAUGCCACUGGCCACCUUGAUGUGGAUGUUGCUGAGAAGGUAAUGGAUGUGCAUCUGGUGUUAUGGUUUGAGCUCUGGUUUAGACAAAGGUUUGACACAGGCAGGCAAGGAAGGAGCCCUGACAUUUAACUCUCCUCGCAACAAGCACCUUUCACGGCUUUCACCUCCGUAAAUCCUAAAAUGGAUUCAUAAGACUUAAGAGGUCACUCAUCAUAAUAUUAGAUUGAAUUUUGAUUAGUUGUACAUUUAAA
This is a messenger RNA of Trifolium pratense (red clover), 548 nucleotides long. Its product is annotated as phosphoribosylformylglycinamidine cyclo-ligase, chloroplastic/mitochondrial-like. Gene Ontology annotation, biological process: 'de novo' IMP biosynthetic process; adenine biosynthetic process. Lineage: Eukaryota; Viridiplantae; Streptophyta; Magnoliopsida; Fabales; Fabaceae. Gene Ontology annotation, cellular component: cytosol. Gene Ontology annotation, molecular function: phosphoribosylamine-glycine ligase activity; phosphoribosylformylglycinamidine cyclo-ligase activity. The coding region runs from base 163 to 426 and encodes 87 amino acids. The record is from RefSeq and is a predicted model, not a curated record. The transcript has 3 exons.